This is a messenger RNA of Phyllostomus discolor (pale spear-nosed bat), 5734 nucleotides long. It is a transcript of the gene ZBTB47, whose product is annotated as zinc finger and BTB domain containing 47. The coding region runs from base 345 to 2672 and encodes 775 amino acids. Gene Ontology annotation, biological process: regulation of transcription by RNA polymerase II. NCBI's taxonomy places the organism in Eukaryota, Metazoa, Chordata, Mammalia, Chiroptera, Phyllostomidae. The transcript has 6 exons. The record is from RefSeq and is a predicted model, not a curated record. Gene Ontology annotation, cellular component: nucleus. Gene Ontology annotation, molecular function: protein binding; DNA-binding transcription factor activity, RNA polymerase II-specific; RNA polymerase II cis-regulatory region sequence-specific DNA binding.
CUCCGGGACGGAGCACACCACGCGUGUCCAUGCCCCGCGCCGGCACGCAGGGCUGCCUGGCCCUUUAAGCGUCCAGACGGCGGCCCCAGCUGACGCGCGGGCUCCAAUCGGCGCCCCGCGCCCCCCGCCCGACGCGCCCGAGGCUCUGGGGCCGCAGCUGCUCGGCUGCUGGACUCGCUGCGGCCCUGCGCCUCAGCCCGCCCGGCCGCGCCCCCGGGGGCCAUGGUCGCGGGGCCCUGCGCGGGGGCGGCCCCCAGCGCGGCGCUUCAUGGAGCGGCCCCGGCCCGGCCGCCGGGGGCAGCGCGAUCCCGCGGGGCCCUGUGAGCCCCCAGCGCCACGGCACCAUGUUGCUGGUUGAGAAGACGACCGACUCUCCGGCGGCCGAGUUCUCGCUGGUGGAGGACGUGGCGCUGCACUUCGCCUGCUUGAUGGGCCGCCUGAACGAGCAGCGCCUCUUCCAGCCUGACCUCUGCGACGUGGACCUGGUGCUGGUGCCCCAGCGUAGCGUCUUCCCGGCGCACAAGGGUGUGCUGGCAGCCUACAGCCAGUUCUUCCACUCGCUCUUCACCCAGAACAAGCAGCUGCAGCGGGUGGAGCUUUCCCUGGAGGCGCUGGCCCCCGGCGGCCUGCAGCAGAUCCUCAACUUCAUCUACACGUCUAAGCUGCUGGUCAACGCGGCCAACGUGCACGAGGUGCUCAGCGCCGCCUCCUUGCUGCAGAUGGCUGACAUCGCGGCGUCCUGCCAGGAGCUGCUGGACGCCCGCUCCCUGGGCCCCUCGGGCCCCAGCGCCGUGGCUCUAGCCCAGCCGGCGGCCAGCUGCACCCCCGCCGCGCCACCCUACUACUGCGACAUCAAGCAGGAGGCCGACACCCCAGGCCUGCCCAAGAUCUACGCCCGCGAGGGGCCUGACCCCUACUCCGUGCGUGUUGAGGACGGGGCAGGGACUGCAGGGGGCACGGUGCCUGCCACCCUCGGGCCAGCCCAGCCCUUCUUCAAGGAGGAGAAGGGAGGUGGCGUGGAGGAGGCUGGCGGGCCCCCUGCCAGCUUGUGCAAGCUGGAGGGUGGGGAGGAGUUAGAGGAGGAGCUUGCGGGCGCUGGCACCUACAGCCGCCAGGAGCAGUCCCAGAUCAUCGUGGAGGUCAACCUCAACAACCAGACUCUGCACGUGUCCACGACGCCCGAGGGGAAGCCGGGCGCCGCCGCGAGCCCAGCCACCAUGGUGCUGGGCCGGGAGGACGGGCUGCAGAGACACUCGGAGGACGAGGAGGACGACGAGGAAGAGGAGGAGGAGGAGGAGGAAGAAGAGGAGGGCGGUGGCAGUGGAGGGGAGGAGGAGGAGGAAGAGGAAGGUGGCAGUCAGGGAGAGGAGGAUGAGGAGGAGGAAGGGCACAGUGAACAGGAGGAGGACGAGGAGGAGGAAGAGGAAGGACACAGUGACCAGGAUCAGGAGAGCUCAGAGGAUGAGGAGGAGGAAGAGGAGGAGGGGGAGGCGGGGGCCAGGCAGGGCCCAGCAGGGCGCAGGGGCAGCCGGGCAGAGCCCCCUCCCCACAGUCGCAUGGCCACUCGGUCCCGGGAGAACGCCCGGCGGCAGGCGCCCCCUGAGCCCGAGGAGGCCGGGCAGCGUGGAGGGAAGCGGUCAAAGCAGCCCCCUGGAGCGACCCCUGCGCCGGCUCGAGGGCCGCAGGCCCCCGACGGGUUGGGGGCCAAGGUGAAGCUGGAGGAGAAGCAGCACCACCCGUGCCAGAAGUGCCCACGAGUCUUCAACAACCGCUGGUACCUGGAGAAGCACAUGAACGUGACCCACAGCCGCAUGCAGAUCUGCGACCAGUGCGGCAAGCGCUUCCUGCUGGAGAGCGAGCUGCUGCUGCACCGGCAGACGGACUGUGAGCGCAACAUCCAGUGCGUGACCUGCGGCAAGGCCUUUAAGAAGCUGUGGUCCCUCCACGAGCACAACAAGAUCGUGCACGGCUAUGCAGAGAAGAAGUUCUCGUGCGAGAUCUGCGAGAAGAAGUUCUACACCAUGGCCCACGUGCGCAAGCACAUGGUGGCUCACACCAAGGACAUGCCCUUCACCUGCGAGACGUGCGGCAAGUCCUUCAAGCGCAGCAUGUCCCUCAAGGUUCACUCGCUGCAGCACUCCGGGGAGAAGCCCUUCCGGUGCGAGAACUGCAACGAGCGCUUCCAGUACAAGUACCAGCUGCGCUCCCACAUGAGCAUCCACAUUGGCCACAAGCAGUUCAUGUGCCAGUGGUGCGGCAAGGACUUCAACAUGAAGCAGUACUUCGACGAGCACAUGAAGACCCACACAGGGGAGAAGCCGUACAUCUGUGAGAUCUGCGGCAAGAGCUUCACCAGCCGGCCCAACAUGAAGCGGCACCGGCGCACCCACACGGGCGAGAAGCCCUACCCCUGCGACGUCUGCGGCCAGCGCUUCCGCUUCUCCAACAUGCUCAAGGCCCACAAGGAGAAGUGCUUCCGCGUCAGCCACCCCCUGGCCGGCGACGGCCCCCCCUCUGCGCCGGGCCUGCCCCCCACCCAGCCUCAGGCUCCCGCCCUGCCCCUGCUCCCCGGGCUGCCCCAGACCCUGCCGCCCCCGCCCCACCUGCCCACCCCUCCCCCACUCUUCCCUACCACUGCCAACAGCGGCGGGCGGAUGAGCGCCAACAACUAACCCCGCCCUAGGCGUCGUGCAGCACCUGCAGCCCAGGGGCGGCUGGGAGCACCCCUGGCCCUCCCCGCCUUGUGGGAGGGCCCACCUGCCUGGCACCGCUGCGCCCCCAUCCCCAGAGGUGGCUGGACACGCUCUGCUUGAGGCCCCUGCCCCUAGCGGGGGUGCAGGCUGGAGGCGCCCCAGAUCUGGUGGAGGACACCUCACUCCCAAGUGCUCCCUUUCAGCGACUCCUUGAAGCCUUUCCUGUUUUUUUGUUUUUUUGUGGGUUUUUUUUUGAAAUCGAAGGAAAAAGACAGGAAACUAUUUGCAGUCCCCCCCUCCAGGUGAGGGGGCGCUAGAGGCAGCAGGUACAGUGGAAGGCGGGCUUGGAGAGCAGGUGUGACCCGUCACUCUGCAGAGGGCCUGAGCCCAGGGGUUGUCCAGGUGUAGCCCUGGCCAGCCUCAGCAGCUCCUCCCUGCCUCCCCUGUGCCCCCUGACUGGCCCCCUUGCCCUGGAGGGUUUGGGGAGACAGGGGGUGCCAGCCCCCUUGGAGCAGCUGAGGACUCAGUCUGAGCCUAUGCACACGGAGCAGGGGCUUGAGACUGAACGCCCGUGAGCGUGGGGGGUGGGGAGCGGCGAGGCAUGGAGACUUCGGACCCAGCUCCGCACCGUGUGGAGUGGGGCAGGCAGGGGCUGGACCCCGGGCAUUUGCUUUCCCCACCCAUCCCCCGACCCGCACCCGGCCGCACUGCGAGCCCUGCGCCUCAGGGUGCUGUGGGCAGGCCCUGGGCGGGCAGAGGGGCCGGCUCCCACGGCACCAGCGUCCAGGGGCUGCAGUCAAGGAGCCCUGCAAACGAGUGGACCCCGGGGGAAGGUCCCCAGGGGGCGGCGCGGGCACAUGUGUCGAGGUUUCAAGGUGCUACCAGUGGGGCAGCAGGCAGGGGCUUCUGUUCACGGGCACCCGCCCUCACCAGCUGCCUGGCCACGCCUCCCACACUGGAGGAGAUGCAUGUGUGUGCAUCCGCCCCUGCCCCUGCUCCCCGGGGGCAACGCCAGGCCUCGUCCCCCCGCCCCCCGGGCCCCGCCACAGCCCGCCCCUGGCUGGUGUCCGGCAUUGUCGUCCCUGCUGGGCCCCGGAGCUGGUGGUGGGGUGCCUGUGACAUUGUUGGUGAAAGGACCCCAUGGUCAGGCCCUGAGGUCAGGGUCGGGUCCAGGGGGUGGGGGAGCCCCUCCCUGUGCCCAGCGCUUGCCCCCCGAGAGGCCAGCACUAAUAGGUCACCCUUUUUCGUUGUCAUUUAACACCUUUAUUCCUGCCUUUCAAAUGAGGAGGAAGGUUCCAUAAGCUACAUGUUUCCUAGUUAAGCUCUCUCCCAUUGUGUUUAUAUGGUUUUGUUUGUUAUACUCUUUGCACCUUAAACCCCCACGACUACCCCCCACCACCUCCUUCCCAGCACAGCUGGCGUGGGAAGAGGCCUGAGCCCAAGGGGGGCCAGGGGCGGCUGGGCCCCAUCAGCCUGCGGGCUGAGGGGGUCGGAACCCCUCUGACCUCCUUGAGAGGCCAUGGCGCCGGGGCAGGGAACUGGGCACAUUUUAAUCAUCAAUAAACGAAGCACUUUAUUCUGUACAGAUGUGGGCAGGCCCAAGGAGCCCGAGUGAUUUGAGGGUCUGUAACCCAAGCCGUACAGCCUGCUAGCUCUCUGGGCGUGGAGGGGGCAGUGCCCUGGCCUGGCUGAGUUCGGGCCGCCUCUGCCCCAGGAGCAGGGCGGGCCAGAGCCUGCAGACACACCCUUGGGGGGGCCCCUGGCAUCCCCUGGGGAUCGAAAGGGGGGCCCUCCCCGAGAGAGAGGAAGACUUCUGGUCUGGCUCCCCGUCCCCAGCCUGGGCCUCCUCGGCCCCUGCUUUACUGAAGCUCUUCCCCUCUCUCUCCUUCCCAUUAUCUCUGGGCUUCCAUGAUGUCCUCAGGGUCCCCCCUCCCCACUCCCCAAUGCUUGCUAUUUCUAACCUCUGGUCCCAGUGCCUGGCAGCUCUCCAGAGCUGGCUCCCGUUCCCCCUGCCCCCCAAAAGCUGAUCUUCCCCAAUGGGCUCUAGGCCGGGACCCCCAUGGGUCCCCAACCCCUUGUCACUGACACCAGGCUCUACCAUAGGGGCUGGUGGCCUUGUCACCUGCUAGCCCCACUGCGGCCUUAGCAAGCCUGGGGCCCUGGCCAGGCCAGACUUGGACAGGCAGAGGCCAGACAUGGGUGUGGGGGAGCUGAUCAUGAAACCCUGUCCCAAGACCGAGGUUUCCUGUCCUUCCAUCCCUUCCCUCUAAGGGCGGGACAGGGGUCUAGACCGCAGACUGGGCUCUGAUCAAAACGGUCUUGCAGCUGUAUAGGUGGGCACAGCCAUGCCCUUUCCUGGGAGGCCACAUCCCCGUGGGGACAGGAGCUCCGUGUCCCUGGUGCUAAAUGCUCUCCCCCUCAGGCCACGGUGGGAGGGAGCUCCUUUCCAGCCAGACCACGAGGGUCUGAAGCAAUAACGGAACCUCGGCAGCGCCAGUGUGGACGGGGUUCCUGUUCUACCAGCUUUUCCAUUUCCUCUUUGUUUUAACAACAGAUGAAUAAUAAGCACCUGGAUGUUGGACUGAAGGGACUGGGGCUGCAUGCCCACCCCCCAGGGCUGGCGGCAGUGGUGGGGAGGGGGGUUUAGGUCCAGCCUGUCCCCCUGGAGUUUGGGCGGUGAGGAGGGUCCUGUCUCCAGCUGGACUUGUCCGCCCACCUGGCCAGACCUUGGGCCUGGAACGUGGGCCUGUCCCUGCCCGGCUCCUCUGGGGCCCCCUGGUCUCGGGCCAGGUGGGGUGAAUAGCCAGAGAGGCGAUGACCCCAGUUCCGGGAGCCGGGCUGGUCUCAGAGCCUGAGCCUCUGACACUGGCACGUGCUGCCACAGUGCCCCUCACAGCGGGGGCAGCACAGCUGUGCCCAGGCCUGUGGACCCCCGAUGCCUGGUCGUAUGCCUCCCACCCCCCCACUGUGAAGUGUGUGGGGAACAGCAGGCGGAGGAGUGAGAAGAGUGGAGUGAGGGGAAUAAAGUCAGUACAACUGUU